AUGAUCAGGUAUCAACAUUCCUUUCAAGUAUCUGAUCUCGUCAAAUUUCCCCUCAACAGCGUAAUCUUCAUACUAAAAGCGUCUCUCCUCAACUUCAUUCACCAGUCGUUAAGUUGUCUCCUUCUGUCGCCGAGGACUUAUGCAAGAAGAGCAGAAGAGCAUAUGAUCCGUUUGUUCAGAUACAAAUCCGAAUUUCUCAGGAUUGCUUCCCGUGAGGUUCUGCAGCAGCGCGAUCAGGACGAGAAGAAAGUUGAAGCAGCUCAAAGACAGCCUUUGCUUAAGGAGACCAUCUCGGCUGCAAAAGAAUCAGACGCAGUACCUCUUGGAGCCAUUGGAGGGGAUGAUUCACUUGCAUCAGAUGAGAAGGAAAUGCAAAAAUCAGAAGGAACUCCUGAUCCUCCGUCCACCAAAGCUACUCAAGCUUUUCAGUCAAAAAAACUACAGAACAUGCAUCUCCUCGAGAGCUUGGAUGAAGUCUCAACCUGGGUGGAUGUCAGAAUUCUGUCUGAACGUGUAAUGUGGGAAGGUGGAGCAAGGCCAGAGAGACUCUGUUUUGGAUAUAGGACUUGUGUCUCAGGCUUGUUAUACAUUUCCUUUUUUCUUUCAUAA
This is a messenger RNA of Microthlaspi erraticum, 609 nucleotides long. Lineage: Eukaryota; Viridiplantae; Streptophyta; Magnoliopsida; Brassicales; Brassicaceae. The record is from the annotation of a GenBank genome assembly.